CUCUCUCUCUCUCUCUCUCUCUCUCUCUCAGAAGCACAAGUCAUCCUGAGAAGGCUGUACUGGAUGGUGAAAGCGGUAAGCAGAGAUCAACGCAGGCUCCAGUCGCCAUCCAUCAAGAUAAAGUUACUGACAAACCAUAUACAGAAUGGAGUACUCACCUGUCACACCACUUUCCUCACCAGCAGAAGUUACCCAGGCUUGGGUUGAGCAGGUGCUAAGGCACAAGUUGGGCUCCUCACUCAAGCUCAAUUCCUGGUCUGUGAAAUUACCAGAGACCAAGAAUGGAUACCUGAGUGAAGUGUGCUUUAUACAGGCCUACUUCUCUACCAAAGAGGAAGCACCAGAGGAAAAGCUGUCCUUGUUUGCAAAAUUCAUGCCAGAGAGCGAGAAGGCACUUCAGGAUUUCAUGAAAACUUGUCGCUUGGCAGAAAGGGAGGUUGAGUUCUAUAAACAUGCCUUCUCAAGGGAGUUCAGGGACUUUUGUGAGACCAGUGGCAUGCAUCACCCAGUUCCUAAGGUGUACUGGGCUGGACUUGAGGACAGCAAGAUGACAAUAGUUCUUCAAGACUUAUGUAGUGAUGGUCUUAGACUCUCAGCACCUAUGGAGGGCAACUCCCUCAAACAGAUCAAGUGUGUCUUGGCCACAGUUGCAGUCAUUCAUGGCUCAGGCAUUGCCACUAUACAGAAGCAGGGAAAACAUCCUGGAGACAUUCCUCUUGACAUGUCUCAUCUGUCACAUUAUGUCACAAAAGGUAUCAAUGCACAAAUCAAUUUAUUUGAGGGAACACCCACUGUAGACAUACUGAGAGCUCUCCUUCCCAAAGCAAGUGAGCUUUUCUCAGUGCCAGAGAAGCACCCUUUUCUGAAGUCAAUCAUCCAUGGUGAUCUUUGGGCUGCUAAUGUGAUGUUCUCACAGGAUGACCAACACGCUUGUAUCUUUGACUGGCAGUUUGCUUGUGUUGGAAAUAUUGUCUGUGACAUAACAACUUUGCUUCUGAUGAGUGCUGAGAUGUCUUGCUACACAGAACACCUGACUGAGAUUCUUGAGUGUUACUGGAAGUGUUUUGAGCAGUCACUUCAGAGAAAUGGAGUCUCAAUUGACGUGUCAUUCCAAGAUUUUGUUUGUAAUGUUGAGUUGAUAUGGAUGUAUGGGUAUUCAUUCCUGUGUGCUUCCCUGCCAGGCUUGCUGGAAACCCACAUCACUGAGGACCGUGUCCGAGCUGUUGUCCACUUCCUAGAAGAAAGGGGAGUGUUCAAAAAAUUUCUGUCUCAAAGAUAAAAAUGUAUUGAAUUAAUUUUCGGUCUGUUACAUAUUUCAAAAGACAACAUGGGAGAGACAACAUGAGAACGUGUUUAGAAAGUCUAUCCAAUUGACAAUAAAGAUGAUGAAACAUUAAACCUUUAAUACAUGUAUGUAUAGAAAGAGAAUAGUAGGCAUGGACAGCAUAGUGUGGAUUUGUACAGUAAGUAAAAACCUUGAACUUCAAAGACUAGUAUGGCUCAAAAACUGCCCUUUGUGUUUGUUCACAUUCUUGGUGUCUCAAGUGCUGUGUACCAUUGCUUUGUAGUGAAUGUAUAUUAUGAAAGAUGACACAACAGCAUACUCUGAUUUACCUUGUAAGACAAUAUUCACCAGAAUAACUUGUCCAUGAUAAAUGAGGAAGACAUUAAUUUUUGUUUAGUGAUGAGGUUUCCAUUAGAAACUGAAACACGGGUAUCAUUAUUGUCAUAAUCAUCCUUACCAAUAUCUCACUUCAAAAGCUGAGUAUGCUACUAUAUGAAAAAUUGGUAACUGUACACAUGUAAGUCAGAGAAAAAUUUAUAAAAGGGUUAUUCAGUUUAGAAAUGUUCAUAGACCUUUGUUGCUUUUUUUCUGUUGCCUUGAAUUAAUACUACAUUUGACAAUACAAAAAGGUCAUUUUCUGAUGCAACUUGAUUUGGUUCCCUCUUGACCUCCAAUCAUCACUGUGUUGAUGUGGUGCAUUAUUAUGAAUUCAGUGGUGCCCAUUCUUCUUCCUUAAUUCUUGAAAAACUAAGAAUUUAUAUUGAGAGUUAAAUCAUGAUAGUGAGCAGCUCCAACCCUUGACAGAACACGAAGGUACAGGACAAGUCUCCUGUGAGCCACAAUGACCGCUGUGGCUCAAAUGGUUUAGUGAAAUUUGGCCAGUCUUCAUUUUUAUGCCACUUCUCUUUAGGGGUGAUUUGUCUUGAAAAUUUUAUGUAUAUGACAAACUAAAUAAAAGAUUACAUCAAAUUA
Messenger RNA from Portunus trituberculatus (swimming crab), 2257 nucleotides. RefSeq lists its product as uncharacterized. The transcript is spliced from 2 exons. Bases 146 to 1279 code for a protein of 377 amino acids. The record is from RefSeq and is a predicted model, not a curated record. Lineage: Eukaryota; Metazoa; Arthropoda; Malacostraca; Decapoda; Portunidae.